Ostertagia ostertagi is the source of this 531-nucleotide messenger RNA. Lineage: Eukaryota; Metazoa; Nematoda; Chromadorea; Rhabditida; Trichostrongylidae. The record is from the annotation of a GenBank genome assembly.
GUAGGAGACGAAGCGCUUACGCACGAAGAUUGGUUGUACUUGGAGUUUUUGAGGAAGUUCGAGAAACAGUUCGCUUCACAAGGUCAGCAUGAACGUCGCACAAUUGAAGAAUCGUUAGACAUCGCAUGGCAAUUGCUACGAGUUUUUCCGAGAGAAAUGCUCAAAAGAAUUCCCGGAAAUAUUCUCGACAAAUAUUACACAAGGCGUCACAAUGACGUUUGCACUGAAGAAUUUCGUGUCCUUUCUGUCAACCACUUGAUUGAAGUUAUUUCAACAGAUGAGCUAGAUGUGCGAUCAGAAGAGCGGGAAUGUGACAACGGUUCGAUGGCGGAGGACCACUAUGAAGAAUCGGAGCGUCGAGAGUUCCAUUGCCUCGAACAACGGUACCCCAGUCUCAGCGUUCGUUGCUCUUUCUCAGACAUGCCCUGCACCAAUUUAUUCAAGACAUCGGAUAUGCCAGGUCGUCGGCCUCGUCAUGUAGCAAGUCGGAAUCCUCAGAUGAGGCUUACAAAAGGUGGUGUAUCAAUAUAG